CCCGCAGUGCAGAACCAGAAGCAGCCAGCCGCCCUCGCCCACCCAUUCGUCUACACGUUCACACAAGCGAAAAAAGCAGCAUUUGCUGCACCACGCCAGGGUCAGUUCUGCCGAGCCCGCGCGGAGGGGCUAGGGAGGAUGGAGAAGGCUCUCACCAAGCUCGGCAGCUUCACCAUCUCCCGCAAGGCCAAGCAGGAGCUCUCCGCCAUCGGCGACGACAUCUCCCGUUUCUCGAGCACUGUGGAGGAGAAGGCAAAAUGGGUCUUCGAGAAGCUCAAAGGCAAAAACAAGCCACUCUCUGAUCUCCUGCGUGAGUAUAACCUCCCUCCAGGCCUCUUCCCUCGGAACAUCAUCUGCUAUGAAUACGACGAAUCAAGGUCGAAGCUGGUGGUGCACCUGUCUAAGCCCUGCGAAGUGAGCUUCAAAGAUUCUUCCAUGAUACGUUAUGCUCCUCGUGUCAAGGCGACGCUGUCCCGAGGCAAGCUUUCUGGGAUCGAAGGCAUGAAGACCAAGGUGGUCGUGUGGGUGAAGGUGACCAGCGUGAGCGUCGAGAGCUACAAGUCUGACAAAGUGAGCUUCAUUGCUGGCGUGAAGAAGCUGAGGCAGAAGGACGCUUAUGAGGUCCCUCGCGAAGCCGUCUCUGUCGAAGAGUUCUGAGCUUGGCCGAUUCAUCUUAUCCAUCGUAUCAUUCUUGCCAUUAUUUUGAGCCCCUAUGAUGUGUGAUUCUUGAGGACAGAUUGAUGAUUGAUGUGCUGUGUGUCGUUCGGUAGAUUUGUAUAUUGGAAACAUGGAGAAUUUAUUCUGCCUGGCAAAAGACACCCGUGCAUGUUAUCUGAUCACUCCUUCACAUGUAUGGUGUUUCAGCAAUGUGAACAUUUAGCAUGUGUUCUGGUUUUGCA
This is a messenger RNA of Phragmites australis (common reed), 899 nucleotides long. RefSeq lists its product as uncharacterized. Bases 139 to 657 code for a protein of 172 amino acids. NCBI's taxonomy places the organism in Eukaryota, Viridiplantae, Streptophyta, Magnoliopsida, Poales, Poaceae. The transcript is spliced from 3 exons. The record is from RefSeq and is a predicted model, not a curated record.